Mesoplodon densirostris (Blainville's beaked whale) is the source of this 1383-nucleotide messenger RNA. It is a transcript of the gene ANGPTL3, whose product is annotated as angiopoietin like 3. The transcript has 7 exons. NCBI's taxonomy places the organism in Eukaryota, Metazoa, Chordata, Mammalia, Artiodactyla, Ziphiidae. Bases 1 to 1383 code for a protein of 460 amino acids. The record is from RefSeq and is a predicted model, not a curated record. Gene Ontology annotation, biological process: cholesterol homeostasis; phospholipid catabolic process; phospholipid homeostasis.
AUGUACACUAUUAAGCUCUUUCUUUUUAUUGCUCCUCUAGUUAUUUCUUCCAGAAUCGACCAAGAUUAUUCAUCAUUUGAUUCUGUAUCUCCAGAGCCAAAAUCAAGAUUUGCUAUGUUAGAUGAUGUAAAAAUUUUAGCCAAUGGCCUACUUCAGUUAGGACAUGGUCUUAAAGACUUUGUUCAUAAGACUAAGGGCCAAAUUAAUGACAUAUUUCAAAAACUUAACAUAUUUGAUCAGUCUUUUUAUGACUUAUCACUGCAAACCAAUGAAAUCAAAGAAGAAGAAAAGGAACUUAGAAGAACUACAUCCAGACUGCAAGUCAUAAAUGAAGAAGUAAAGAACAUGUCACUUGAACUCAACUCAAAACUUGAAAGUCUCCUUGAAGAAAAAAUUCUACUUCAACAAAAAGUGAGAUACCUGGAGGACCAAUUAACCAAUUUAAUUAAAAAUCAACCUGAAAUUCAGGAACACCCGGAAAUAAUUUCACUCAAAACUUUUGUAGAACAGCAAGAUAAUAGCAUCAAAGAUCUUCUUCAGAUCGUGGAAGAACAAUACAGACAAUUAAAUCAACAGCAUAGUCAAAUAAAAGAAAUAGAAAAUCAGUUAAGAAGAACUGGUAUUCAAGAAUCCACAGAAAAUUCUCUUUCUUCUAAACCAAGAGCACCAAGAACUACUCCGUCUCUUCACUUGAAUGAAACAAAAAAUGUAGAACAUGAUGACAUUCCUGCUGAUUGUACCAUCAUUUAUAAUAGAGGUGAACAUACAAGUGGCAUCUAUUCCAUUAGACCCAGCAACUCUCAAGUUUUCAAUGUCUACUGUGAUGUUAAAUCAGGUAGUUCAUGGACAUUAAUUCAACACCGAAUAGAUGGAUCACAAAACUUCAAUGAAACUUGGGAAAACUACAAAUAUGGUUUUGGGAGGCUUGAUGGAGAAUUUUGGUUGGGUCUAGAGAAGAUAUACUCCCUAGUAAAGCAAUCUAACCAUAUCUUACGAAUUGAGCUAGAAGAUUGGAAAGACAACAAGCAUUAUAUUGAAUAUUCUUUUCACUUGGGAGAUCAUGAAACCAACUAUACACUACAUCUAGUUGAGAUUGCUGGCAAUGUCCCCAACGCACUCCCGGAGCACAAAGAUUUGAUGUUUUCUACUUGGGAUCACAAAGCAAAAGGACACUUCAACUGUCCAGAAAGUAAUUCAGGAGGUUGGUGGUGCCAUGAUGUAUGUGGGGAAAACAACCUAAAUGGUAAAUAUAACAAGCCAAAAGCAAAAUCUAAGCCAGAGAGGAGAAGAGGAAUAUGCUGGAAGACUCAAAAUGGAAGGUUAUACUCUAUCAAAUCAACCAAAAUGUUGAUCCGCCCAACAGAUUCAGAAAAUUCUGAAUGA